AUGAGGUUAAUCACUUCAUUCAGAAGGAAGCUUUACCAGAAAGUAUUUGUAAACUGGUGUUUUACUAGCAACUCUAGCUAUCACUCUGGUGGUAGAAUUGUUGUAGCUUGGAAGGCUGGUUGCUUCACAGUUAACAUUGUUGCUGCAUCCAGUCAGUUUGUUCACUGCCAUGUUACUCUUGUAAGUGGUAGGCAGCCCUUUUAUUGCACUUUUGUUUAUGCUUUUAAUGAUGCUGGUAUGAGAAAAGAUCUAUGGAGGGAUUUGUUGUUGCUUAAUACUCAAGACCCCUGGAUUGUGUGUGGGGAUUUCAACUUUGUUAUGGCAUUAGAUGAGAGAAUUGGAGCUCCUGUAAGACAUAGUGAUAUUGUGGAUGUGAGCAAUUGUAUGCAUGCUUGUGGUAUGGAAGAUAUUAAGUGUGUGGGUAAUCUCUUUACCCGGAACAACAAGCAACAAGGAAAUAACAGGGUUUUUUCAAAAAUUGAUAGAUUUAUGGCUAAUCAUGCUUGGAAAUCUUGCUUUCCAGUUGCUGAAGUGUGCUUUAUGCCAGAAGGUCAUUUUGAUCAUUCUCCUGGACUUCUUUCUAUGUAUCCCAGAGAUGAUGGAGGGAAGAAACCCUUUAAAUACUUUACUAUGUGGAAGUCUUCAACUGUGUUUUCUGAUACUGUUCAGCAGGCUUGGAACACACAUAUUCUUGGAACUAAAAUGUUCAUCUUGAUUAAUAAGCUGAAAAGAGUAAAACUGGCUCUUAAAGAUUUGAAUAAAGUAGAAUUUACAGACAUUCAUGCUGCAAAUUUGAGAUCUUAUCAGACUAUGGUGAGUGCACAAAAUACAAUGCAUAGUAAUCCAACUGAUCAAGGUUUUGCAGAUGCAGUGUUGAUUGCAAUUCAUGAUUAUAAGGAGAAACAUAAAGCUUAUUUGGCUUUCCUCAGUCAAAAAGCAAAAUUGUCUUGGCUUAAAGAUGGGGAUGAGAAUACUACCCUUUUUCACCAGAGUAUCAAGAACAGGAAGGUGCAGAACCAAGUUUAUAGCAUCUAUGAUAUGAAAGGAGAAUGGAAAGAUACAGCCGAUGGGGUGUCCCAAGAUUUCUUGGAUUAUUAUAAAGUGCUACUAGGUAGUACUUCUGAUAAUAGAACACCAGUAAACAGGGAGGUGGUUCAACAGGGGCCAGUUUGUAUGGAUCAUCAUAAAGCUAUUCUCAAUGCUCCAUAUACAGCAGAGGAAGUUAAGAAGGCUCUUUUCUCUAUUCCAGGUAUUAAAGCUCCUGGUCCAGAUGGCUUUGGUUCUUAUUUUUAUAAAGAUUCUUGGCAUAUUGUUGGGGAUGAAGUCAUUUCAGCCAUCCUUGAUAUGUUACAGCAAGGAAAAAUCUUGAAGGAGGUGAACCACACUGUGAUUACUCUCAUCCCUAAGACUAAAUGUCCAAAAGAUGUGAGUGAGUUCAGGCCAAUCUCUUGCUGCAACACCAUCUAUAAGUGCAUAACAAAAGUCUUGUGUGGGAGAUUAAGACAAGUUCUUCCUGAUUUCAUUUUGGAGAAUCAAGGAGGCUUUGUUCAUGGGAGAUACAUAGUUCAUAAUAUUAUGGUUGUUCAAGAUUUAGUCAGGCAUUAUGGGAGGAAAGGGGUUAAGCCUAGUUGUCUUAUGAAGAUUGAUCUUCAAAAAGCCUAUGAUACUGUUGAUUGGCAUUUCUUACAGGAGAUGCUGGAAUUGUUGGAUUUCCCUAAGCAAUUUGUUGAUAUGGUUAUACAAUGUGUGUCUACUCCCAUGUUUUCUUUGAUGCUGAAUGGUUCUAUGCAUGGCUUCUUUAAAUCCAAGAGAGGUUUGAGGCAAGGAGAUCCUAUUUCUCCUCUGCUGUUUGUCAUUUGCAUGGAAUAUUUGUCUAGAAUUCUGAAUAGAGUUAGCUCUAUGCCUCAGUUUCAAUUUCAUCCAAGGUGUAAGGGGAUUGGUCUUACUCACUUAUGUUUUGCUGAUGAUCUGAUUAUCUGUAGCAAGGGAGAUUAUCAGUCUAUUUACUUGUUGCUUCAAGCUUUCAAGUUGUUUUCUAAUUCUUCUGGCUUAAAGGAAAAUCAACAAAAAUCUUCUAUCUACUGUCAUGGUAUGCAGGAAUCUGAUAUUCAGAGGGUAGUGGAUGUUUCUGGAUUUUCUAGAAGUAUGCUGCCUUUUAAAUACUUGGGUGUUCCUAUAUUCUCUAAGAAGAUUUCUGUGGCUCAGUGUGCUCAUCUGGUGGAUAAGAUGAUAACCAGGAUCAAAGUUUGGAGUUCUAGGAAUUUAUCCUAUACAACAAGAAUGCAGCUUGUUAACUCAGUUUUGCUAAGUUUGCAUAUGUAUUGGGCUCAAAUAUAUGUGCUUCCAAAAAGUGUUCUACAAGAUAUAGUGAAGAUCUACAGAUCCUUCCUAUGGAGUGGUCAUGCUUUCAGUCAUAAACCAAGCAACAUAGCUUGGGAUAAGGUCUGUAGUGACAAGCAAACUGGAGGUCUGGGGUUUAGAGAUGUUCAGACUUCGAAUAUAGCCUUUAUGGGAAAAUAUGUAUUGGCUUUAGUCAAGAAGCAGGAUAAUGUGUGGAUUAGGUGGAUCAAUUCAGUCUACUUAAAGCAUGGGGAUUGGUGGGAGUAUCAGCCUGGCUCUACUGCUAGCUGGUACUGGAAACAAGUUUGUAAUACAAAGGAGAAACUAAAACAGUUUUUUACUCCUGCAGAAUUUGAAAACAUGCCUCAGUAUUCAGUGAAACAAGUGUACGAGAAACUUGUAGGGAAUAAGCCAAGGGUGCAUUGGGAUAAAAUGGUGUGGAAUAGGCUAAAUGUUCCAAAGCAUAGAUUCAUCUGCUGGUUAGCUGUUCAAUCCAAGCUUCGGACUAUAGAAAAGCUAGCAAAGAUAGGCAUUAGUCAAUCUACUAGUUGUUUGAUUUGUGGAAUGGAUGAUGAGACUCAUCAGCAUUUAUUCUUUCAGUGCCAUUAUUCAGGAAAGCUGGACAAAGUAGAGUUUCAAAGUUCAGAGUAUGGAGGCUUUGAAGCAAAUGGUCAAGAGCAGAAUUCAGGCGCAUCAUUUGACACGGUUGGAGUCGGUGCCGAGGCGGUAGAAAAAACUGCCGUGCUGUUAGGAGUCCCUCUAAAGGACAGAGCUUUCAUUGACAUCAAGUUCGAACGUGAAGAAACCUCUCAAGAAGAAGAGAUCUCUGAGCCUGCAAAUAUGUCGACAUCAACAGGAACUGGCCCGUCGACACGCUCUGGCAAGGCUCCCUCUGCGGACGCGUUGAUGAGGAAAAGGUUGGAGACACUGGGGAGUGUGUCUCAACCUAAACCCAUCACUGUGCUGUCACCUCCGAGGCCGCCAAAGGCUUCCAUCGACUCCACGAUGACUGGGGAAACCGGUCUGUCCAUGCCUGCUGAGAAAAAGUUGUCGCCUCCUUCUCGGAAGAGAAAGCUUGCUGUGGAGUUUCCUAACGACUAUGGGUCGGCAGACGUGCCACGAGUCCAGCUUUGGCCUGAGGUCGACCGCCUGUGGAUGCCGUCCAGCCGAGAGCGUCAAGAGUCCCUGUUCCCAGUUGCUGCAACUGUUGAGAGCGUCUUGGAUGCAUGGAGGGACGCCAUUCUGGCUAAUGCUGCUUCUCUGAGUUCGUCGACGGUAUCGAUGUCGUAG
Molecule: messenger RNA, 3630 nt
Organism: Spinacia oleracea (spinach)
Lineage: Eukaryota; Viridiplantae; Streptophyta; Magnoliopsida; Caryophyllales; Amaranthaceae
Exons: 6
Coding region: 1-3630 (1209 amino acids)
Source: RefSeq, a predicted model, not a curated record